Molecule: messenger RNA, 1296 nt
Organism: Rosa rugosa (rugosa rose)
Lineage: Eukaryota; Viridiplantae; Streptophyta; Magnoliopsida; Rosales; Rosaceae
Product: BTB/POZ domain-containing protein At3g22104-like
Exons: 3
Coding region: 609-1157 (182 amino acids)
Source: RefSeq, a predicted model, not a curated record
ACGGGGUUAAACAGCGAGGUGUACGAUGUCGUUUUUCCGCCCCUGUUCUAACUUCUAACUGAAAUGGAGAAGAAGACUUGAGCAGAGAAGACAAAGCAAACUAGUUGCAGAAACAUCAAAUGGACUUUGUUAUUUCAGAACCUUUGCUAGUCUGCUAGGAAUAUGACUAUAGGAGUCUGUUGAUGAUGAUUUAAAUUUAAGAGAGCUAAAUAGUUAUUGCUGGAAAGGCUGUUAAUGCUGUCAUUGAUUAAUCCAGAGAGCGCAGUGUACUAUCCAGAUCUAAAAUACAUUCUGUAUUCAUUAGUAAAGGCAAUGAACAUCGAAACAAAAUGAAGUCUGUCUUCUGGUUUUGUUCUGGGGAUAUACCAGCACCCUACAUUUGUUUCAGCCAUGAGGCCGAUGCUUACAUUUAUUCUUCUUUUAUCGUAUUACUGUCUCAGUGUCUCCUCUAUUUUCUCUUCACAUUGCUGUUGACCAUCGUUUUAUGAUCUCUGGUUGUCAUUUGCACACCCAGUUUGCGCUCUCUGUAUCAACCUCUCUGGAAGGGCCACUCGAGGCAUAUUAGGCGCACUUUACCAUAUCUUUGCCUAAUAUUGAAAUUUUAGCAGAUGGCAGAGCUGGCUGCUCGGAAACAUGUUCAAUUCAUUCUAUCAGAAGCAAAGGUACAUGGAGGAUUGUCCGAAGAGGAAAAGAUGAAACUCUGUUGUUUAUUGAACUAUGAGAAGCUCUCGGAAGAAGCUUGCAUACACCUUUCUCAGAAUGCAAAAUUCCCAUCAAAAUCAGCAGUCCAAGCUCUCAUUUCUCAGCAAGUCAAGCUUAAGAGCUUAUUUCAUGCCACUAACAAUCCCAAGUCCUAUGGUGACUCCCCUUUUAGUGUCACUGAGGUAGAUAAUGAGGGAAGGAAUGGUCAUGAUUCCAAUGAACAACGCGUUCUUUAUGCUGGAAAACUUGAUCUCUCGGCUGACAACGAGAAACUGAGAGAACAUUUACAUGGUAUGCAGCGGAGGGUCAUGGAGUUGGAAAAAAUGUGCAAGAAAAUGCAAACCCAAAUGGCAAAGUUCACAAAAUCAAGAGUGUUAUCAAGCCACAGUCAUGCAAGAUCUUUCCCCAAACUCUUUGUUCAUGAUAGUUUUGCAUUUCAUUUUAUUUUUUUAUGAAGUACUAUAUCUCAUAUAUGUAUAGCAAAAAGGAAUGGGUGGGGGUUUAUGACUUUUUGUGUUUGUAACAGUUUUUUCUUCCUUUUCUGUAUAACUCUUGGUUGUAUACAGUUACAGAAAGAGAACUGCUGUUGAAUCA